Messenger RNA from Lodderomyces theae, 597 nucleotides. Its product is annotated as translation machinery-associated protein 20. Gene Ontology annotation, biological process: formation of translation preinitiation complex. The record is from RefSeq and is a predicted model, not a curated record. The transcript has a single exon. NCBI's taxonomy places the organism in Eukaryota, Fungi, Ascomycota, Pichiomycetes, Serinales, Debaryomycetaceae. Gene Ontology annotation, molecular function: RNA binding. Bases 1 to 597 code for a protein of 198 amino acids.
AUGUUCAAAAAAUUCUCAAAAGAGGACAUUCAUUCACGCUCAAAUAUCAAAUCAUCAGUGCAACGAGGCUUGAAAUCAAAUUUCGUUACCGCAUAUCCUGAUUUAUCAAAUGCAAUAGAUAACAUCAUACCCAAGAAAUCACAAGUCAUAUUGAUAAAAUGCGAAGACAAGAUCCAGUUAUAUUCAGUUGACAAUACAAAUAAUCCCGGAGCCAACGCCAGUGAUGACGACGAGGUUACUGCUGACAAUAACGAAAUCGUCUUGAUCCAACACUUUACCGAUCUCAUACCCACUUUGAAAACCGUGCAUAAAUACCCAACUUUGUUCCCUCGUGUGCAAGUGGAUAGGGGAGCUAUCAAGUUUGUAAUGAGUGGUGCAAAUAUCAUGUGUCCCGGAUUGACUUCUAAAGGUGGUGAAUUGCCCGAGGAGAAUUUGCCGGUGGAUACUAUUGUUGCUGUUUAUGCUGAGGGGAAGGAGAAUGCAUUGGCUAUUGGGAAGUUGGUCAUGAGUACUGAUGAUAUUAAGAAGAAGAACAAGGGUAUUGGUAUUGAGUUGUUGCAUUUUUUGGGUGAUGGAUUGUGGAGUCAUAGAGAGUAG